Messenger RNA from Bactrocera dorsalis (oriental fruit fly), 8578 nucleotides. RefSeq lists its product as uncharacterized. Gene Ontology annotation, molecular function: calmodulin binding. NCBI's taxonomy places the organism in Eukaryota, Metazoa, Arthropoda, Insecta, Diptera, Tephritidae. The record is from RefSeq and is a predicted model, not a curated record. The transcript has 4 exons. Bases 160 to 6858 code for a protein of 2232 amino acids.
UCAUCCCUAUUGGUAGACGCUAUACAUUAUUUGUUAUGCCUACCGUUGUUAUUGGAUACAUUAAUCUACACCAACAUUUUACAAAGAAACUGGUGUACAUGUAGUAUUGACUAGACAGUCAUAGAAAUAUAGUGAAUUUAUGAAAACUUAUAAAAUAAAAUGUCAAGGAUAAAACCGCUUUGUGUAACGGAAGGACUCCGGGAUCUUAUGAAAAAUCUUACAAAGGAAAUAUUAAAGAAAAAACCUCUAAAUAUUUAUGAGUUUUCGGCGAAUUAUUUUGAGUCUAUGAUUGAAGAACAAGAAGUAUAUAAUAAGCACCAAAACUUUGAAGCAAUUCUAAAUUAUGAAACUACAAUAAUAAAAAUCAGCACUGUUUCACUACAACCACAAGUUCCUCUUUCUCUUCUUCAUGGUAUAGUUCCGGAAAAGUUAUUUGAGCUUAUAAAAGAGUUCAUCAAAGCUGUUUUACGUACAAAUCCAGACAACAUUUUCGAAUUCGCUGUCCAAUAUUUCAAUCAAUUAAAAGAACAACAUUAUGGGACAAAUUGUUUAGUAGAAUAUGGUUCGUACGAAAAUUACCUUAAAACUACUCAGGAGUUUUCAACCUAUACAGAUGAAAAAUGUACUUGUGGUCGAUUUCUUACUCAAAGGCAGAGGAAGGAAAAAGUUCAAUCCGAUCUUAAUGACCCUAGAAAUUCCAGUGAGAUAAGACAUUUAGAUUUAUCAACAUUCAAUACAAUCAAUAAUCAAGAAUUUAAAACUGUAAAGUUAAUAGGUAAAAAUAAUACUAAAAUUAUUUGCGAGUUAGAUAUGUAUAUGCAGAAAAAGUACAUAUCUGCUAUUGUUAUUAUUCAACGUUUCUUCCGUCAUAUUUUAAGACUGCGAAAACCUGAAACACGUAUUAUAAAAGAAAUAGUUGCUAAAGAGAUAGGCGAGCCAUCCAACACUAAAGUUUCUCUAGGGCUAACCUAUAGAGAUACAUCGAGCUGCAACAAUGAAAACUUCAGAGAUACAAACUUACCAAAGGCAAAUAAAGGCAAUCACAUUUCAUUGGAUGAUUUAACCACAUGUGGAGUGAAAGAUAAAAUUAAUAUUCGAGCAUUGCCAAAGGAUUUGGGUCAAAACGAAGACAUAACCGCAGUUUAUGCGAAUAAAAAAGAUUUUGAACAAACUGAUGAUGUAAAACAAGCUUUCUCUUCUGCACCUAAAAGCGAAACUGAAUGUGAGCCUAUUGAUGGCAUACCUGACAUCUCAAAACUUAGGCCAAACGGAGAAUCAUUCAACAAUUUGUUUUUUAAGGAAAAUGUAAGCCCUAAGUACGAAACAUCGCAUAAUAAUUUGGAUAACAUGGAAGACUUAACCCCACAGUAUGAGAGUAAACAUCAUUCUGGACCAACCGAUAAUGUAAAAGAAGCUUUCACACCUGAUGACGAAACCAAAAAUGAAUGUCAGUCCAUUCUGAGCAUAUCUGAUUUUUCAAAACCAAUAUCACGUGGAAAUUCCCUUAACAAUUUGGCUUUCACGGAAGUAGUAAUAACAGAAUAUGAAAAUCAAAAUAGUUCUCAACCAACUGAUGAUAUCAAAGAAACGGUCGCAUCUGCAAAAAUGGAAAAUCCAAAUCCCUCUAAACCAGGUGACGAUAUCAAAAAAACGCACACAACGAAACAUAAAAGUGAAAGUGAGGUUCUUAAUGAUUUGGACCACACAGAAGACGUAACAUCAGUUUUUAAUCAGACAAAAAAUUCUAAAUCAACUGGUAAUGUAGACAUAGCUUUUAUAUCUCAAAAAAAUUAUAACGAAUAUGAAUCGCUUGAUAAAAUAUCUGAUAUUUCAAGAUCGAUAACUCAAGUGCCUAACAAUCUGGCACAAUCCAUUCAUGACAAUACAAACCAUUCAGAACCAGUUUAUAAUCUGAUAGGGGCUCAUAAAUACGAAGUGCAUGCAGAAGCACCCAACGUUCAAAAUAAGGACAUAGUCAUAGUUUGUGAGAAUUAUAGCGAAUAUGAGCCGCUUGAUAAAGUAUCUGAUAUUUUAAGAUCGACAACUCAUGGAGAAGUGCAUAACAAUUUAGCAACUUCCGUUCAACGGGCUCAUACAUCUGAAGUGCAAACCAUAACGCCCAAAAACUUUUCUCAAAACAAAGACGUAGCCAUAGUUCGUGAGAAUAUAAAAGGAUUUGAAGUAAUCGAUAAUGUAGAUGCUUUCACAUCAGAAACCGAACAUGGAAAUGAAUGUGAGCCUGUUGAUAGCAUAUCGGAAGUUUCACAACCCUUAACACAAAGAAAAUCACGUAUCAAUUUGGCUAAUAUGGAAUGUGUAACCACAGUUUACGAAAAUAAAAAUCAUUCUGAACCAAUUGCUGAUAUAAAAGAAGCUUUGAUAUAUGCAAUCACCGAAGAAAAUGAACUAAAGUCUAUUGAUAGUAUCAGUGAUAUUUCACAAUUCAUGUCUUAUGAAAAAUCCCGCUACAGUUCGGUUAAUAAAGUAGACGUACCCCCACAGUAUCGUUCUGAACCAAUUGAUGAUACAAAAGAAGCUUUCACUUCCGAAGUCAAAACCAUAAACACCAUCGAUGCCACAUCUGAUUUUUCAAAAUCCAUAACAUCACUUAACAAUUUGCCUUAUAAGGAAGUAGUUAUUACAAAACAUGAAAAUCAAAACCAUUCUGAACCAACUGAUGAUAUCAAAGAAUCGACCACAUCUGCAAUGGACCAGGAAAGUGAGAAUGAAGCUUUUAAUGGCGUAACUAAUAUUUCCAAACCAAUAGAACAUGAAGAAUCCCUUAACAAUUUGGCUUCUAAGGAAGUUGUAAUUACAGGAGAUGAAAAUCAAAUCCCUUCUCUACCAUCCGACGAUAUCAAAGAAACCGUCGCAUCUACAUUUAAAGAAAAAUAUGACAGAGAGACCUUUGAUGGAUUAACUGAUAUUUCCAAACCCAUAACCCAUGAAGAAUCGCUUAAUAAUAUGGCUUAUAAGCAAGUGGUACAAACAAAAUUUGAAAAUCAAAGUCACCCUCAACCAGGUGACGAUAUCAAAGAAACGAAAACAUCUACAACGAAACUGGAAAGUGAAGGUGAGUCUUUUAAUGAUUUGGAUCACUCAGAAGGUGUAUCACCAGUACUUAUUCAGUCAAAUAGUUUAGAAUUAACCAGUAAUGUAAAAAGAGCUUUCAUAUCUGAAAUAAAAAAUUAUAACGAAUAUGAAUCACUUGAUAAAAAAUCUAACAUUACAAGAUCGAUAUUUCAUGGAAAAGCGGGUAACAAUUUGGCGACAACCAUUCAUGGCAAAAACAAUUCUGAACCAAUUUAUAAUGUGAAAGGUGCUCAUACAUCUGAAGUGCAAGAUGAAGCGGCCAACAAUUUGACUCAAAAUAAAGACAUAACUAUAGUAAGUAAGAAUAAAAAAGGAUUUGAUUUAAUUACUAAAGUAGAGACUUUCACAUCUGAAGCCGAACACGGAAAUGAAUGUGAGCCUAUUGAGAGCAUACCUGAUAUUUCACAGCCCCUAUCACAGAGAGAAUCGGGUAACAAUUUGGAUAACACAUUAUAUGAAAACAAAAAUCAUUCUGAACCAACUCUUGAUGUAAAAGAAGUUUUCACAUCUGCAAUCAACAACGGAAAUAGACCUAAUUCUGUUAAUAGUAUCUCUAACAUUGCACAACCUAAAUCAUAUGGAAAAUCUCGUAACAAUUUGGUUUUCAAGGAAGACAUAACACCAAUUUAUGCAAAUAAAAAACAUUUUGAAUCAAAUGAUAAUGUAAAAGAAGCUUGCGCAUCUCAAAUUAAAAAUGAUAAAGAGAAUGAGUCGGUUGAUAAUAUUGCCGAUAUUUCAAAAUUUUUUAAUCAUGGAGUAGCGUGUAAAAAUUUGAUUCUCAAAAAAGAAAUAACCACAGUUGAUGACAAUAAAAACCAAUUUGAGCCAACUUGUUAUGUUAGAUGUCAGUCCCCAUUUGAAGUCCAAAAUGAAGCGCCUAACCAUUUCACACAAAGCAAAGACAAAGCUGAAAUUUAUGACGUUGAAAAAGGGUUUGAACCAAUUGAUGUUGUAAAAGAAGCUUUAAUAGGUGCAACUGAAAACAAAAAAGCAUUUGAGCUUAUUGAAAGUAUAUCUAGUAUUUCACAACCCUUAAGAAAUAGAGAAUCUCGUAAUACUUUGGCUAACAAGGAAAUCGUAACCACAGUUCUUUCUGAAUCAGAUGAUGAUGCUAAAAACACUUUCCUUUCUGCAUUGAAAAUCGUGAAUGAAUGUGAGCCUUUUGAUAGCAUACCUGUUAUUUCAAAGCUUGUACCAGAUGGAGAAUCGCCUAACAAUAUGUCUUAUAAAAAGGGAAUAUUUGCAGGAAAUGAAGUUAACAAUUAUUUUGAACCAACUAAUGAUGUCAAAGAAGCGAUCACAUCAGCAAAGAAACUGGAAAAUGAAAGUGAGUCUCUGGACGGCGUAACUAACGUUUUAAACCCCAUAACAAAAGAAGAAUCGGGUUUAAGUUCGGUUCAUACGGAAGACAUAACUACAAUAUUAAAUCGGUCAAAUAAUUCUGAAUCAACUGAUAAUGUAAAUGAUGCUUUCGCAUUCCAAAUAAAAAAUUAUGUGGAUUAUGAGUCAAAUGAAGAAAUAUUUAAUAUUUCAAGAUCGAUAGCUAAUGAGGAAUUGCUUAACAAUGCGGUAACUCCAGUUAAUGACAAUAAGAAACAUUUUGAACGAAUUUAUAAUGCGAAAGAGCCUCAUAUAUUCGAAGAGCAAAAAGAAGCCCCCAACAAUUUGAUGCAAAACAAAGCCAUAAACAAAGUUUAUGAGAAUACAAAAGAUUUAGAACCAAUCAAUGAUGUAAUAGAGGCUUUAACAGGUAAAAACGAAAACAUAAAUAUAUGUGAGUCUAUUGAUAGCAUAUCAGAUCUUUCAAAGCCCGCACUUCAUGGACAAUCACUUAACAAUAUGUCUCAUAAGGAGGGAAUAAUAGCAGGACAUGAAAAUCAAAAUAUUUCUGAACCGACUGUGGAUGUCAAUGGAAGGGUCAAAACUGCAAUGAAGGAGGAAAGUGAAAGUGAGUCUGUUGAAGGCGUAACUGAUAUUUUAAACCUCAUAACACGAGGAAAAUGGGGUUUCAAAUUAGUUCACACGAAAGACAUUACAACAGUAUAUGAAAAUACAAAUCAUUCUGAACCAAUUGAUGACGCAAACGAAGCUUUCACAUCUGCAAUGAAAAACGCAAAUGAAUGUGCUAAUAGCGUAUCUGAGAAUUCGAAACCCGUAUCACAAGAACCGUUCAACAAUGUGUCUUAUAUGCCUGGAGUUGCAGAUGAUAACAAGAAAACGCUGACAUCUUCAAUGAAACAGGAAAGUGAAUGUGAGCCUACUAUUCUCAUAUCUGAUAUUUCAAACCCUAUAGCACAUUUGGUUGAGAAAAAAAACGAAAGCCUAGAUCAAGAGAAUACAAAGCUUUCUGAGCUAAUUGAUUAUGAAAAAGGAACUCUCAGUUUUGCAGUCAAACUCGAAAAUAAAUGUGUACUUGUUGAUGGCUUAUCUGUUAUUCCAAACCCUAAAGCAGAUGAAGAAUCCAUCAAUGAUUUUGUUUACAAAGCAAGCGUUACCCCAAUAGAGGAAACCAAAAGCAAUUCUGAACCACUUGACCUUUUAAAAGAGGACUUUAAAUUUGCAGUAAGAAGCGAAAUAGAACGAGAGCUCUUUAAUGGAGAGAAAUCAUUUGGAUUGGAAACGGUCGUUGCUUUGCAUGAACAAGGUAAAACUAUUUUAUUGGAAAAUGAACACGGCAAAAAUAAUGCACAAGAGCUUUCAACAUUUGUACCUUCUGAAAAGAUGCAGUUUGAAGAUGCAAGAGACAGAAAUUUCUUGCAAAGUUGCAAUGAAUUAAAUUUGCACAACUGCUACGAAUCAACUGAAGCAGGAGUCUCUUUCGAACACUUACUCGAAUUUACACAAGAACUAUCCUCUGAAUCAAUUAAAGAGCAUGAACAAAAUGAAAAUAAUAAGAUUGUCAAUAUGGCUACCAAACUACGUGAAGUAGACGAACUGCUUAAACAAAUGCAACAGCAACAACACUAUAAGAGGGAUUGUUUUGGUUUAGAUAAUGACAAAGAAGAACAAGAGGGAAAUUUUAGAGAACUUGUUAUUUCGUUAAUGGAUAAUCUGCUGGAAAGACAACAAUCUGAUUCGGAAGAUGAAAUGAUUUUAGCUGAUAACGACGAGACUUGUGAAAAUUCAGCAUUAAAUUCUCAAAUUAUUGGCCAAGAGUGUCAAACUGAACAAUUUGACUAUGCAUUAAUUGCAAAGCGUCCUUGUAAAAGCAAUUUUACUUUCGCAUCGGAUAUUCUGGAACCUCCUUUAGAAUGUGAAACAUCUCCUUGUGAUUUAUUACACAUAAAUGUAUGUAAUAAUAUAAAAGACCACAACAGCCUAUAUUUAGACGAAAUUACGUCCGAAAAUAUUAGACUAAAAAUGCUUGCAUCUUCGUUAUCUGAAAGUGAACCACACAUAUUUGAAGUUGGUACGUGGAACCAAACUGAUUCAAAUAAUAGAGGAAGUGAGCUGUUGAGCUUCAACAUAAGCGCAACGUUAACCGAUACAGUAGGCACUUCAAGUGACACUGAGUCAACAAUAAUUUUCGCUGCAGCUAAACCAAGCAGUGAGAAUGAAGUACAUGAAAUCCUACCUGAAAAUCAUAAAAAAAUUCGUAUCAACGCAUGGGAUGGAGCGCAAGCUGCAGCCCGUCGGAUGACCUUCCAAAGAGGGAAUGCUCUGCGAAAUGAUUCGAUACUUGACGAGAGACAGUUUUUUAAUUCAAAAGAUGAGAAUUGGAACCUAUUCAAGCAAAAAUCUGAGUUAUAUUCAAAUGGGAAUUAAAAAAAUCAUCUCGAUGCCAUACGUGAACGGAUAAUGCAAGACAGGCAUGUAACAUACCUUCAGAUAGAGGCAUGCCUAUGCAUUUCUCCCACCAGCAUACAUUCGAUAUUGCUUGAACACCUGGCCGUAAAAAAGGUUUGUUCUCGUUGGAUCCCACACAAUUUGACAAUCGCUCAAAAAAAGGCUCGUGUGGAUCGAUGUAAAGAAAUGCUGAAAAAAUACGAUCGCGGUGCUUCAAAAGACGUUUAUAAGAUCGUCACAGGUGACGAAUCAUGGAUCUAUGCGUAUGAGCCCGAAACAAAACAGCAAUCGAAAAUGUGGGUCUUCCAAGACGAGCCAAGUCCAACGAAAGUUGUUCGUGGAAGAAGCACUUCGAAGCAAAUGGUCGCCUGUUCCUCGGCAAAACUGGUCAUGUGGCGAAUGUUCCGCUUGAGCAACGUAGGACGGUCAAUUCUGAGUGGUACACCACCAUUAGUUUGCCUGAAGUCUUCGGAGAAAUUCGAAAAACGAACAAGAGAAGACGAAUCAUUGUGCAUCAUGACAAUGCGAGCUCUCACACCACGGCUCAAACCAGCGCCUUUUUGACCGGCCAAAACGUCGAAUUGAUGGGUCAUCCGCCGUACAGUCCUGACUUGGUACCCAAUGACUUCUUUUUAUUCCCACACAUCAAGAAAAAAAUGCGUGGUCAACGAUUUUCGUCGCCAGAAGAUGCUGUUGAAGCAUUCAAAAACCAUGUUUUGGAGGUGUCUCAAUCGGAGUGGAAAAAGUGCUUCGAAAAUUGGUUUGAGCGCUUGCAAAAGUGUAUAAAUCUUGAUGGAGAAUAUUUUGAAAAACUAUAAAACCAUUUUCGUUGAUAAAUAUUCCUAUUUUCAUUAUUAGGCCAGAAAUAUAUAUAGCAGCCCUCGUAUGUGCCCUUAUAGGCCCAUCGAUUUUCUCUAACAGUAUAUCAACAAGGUCCCUAUCUACAUUUUCGGGUUUGUAAAUGCCCGGUUAUAAACGGUCAAAUAUGUAUAUUUCAUUUAUAUCUGCCUUACAUUUUUCAUUUUAUCAUUUAAGAUUACUUACUUUGACUGUCCUACAAAAAUUGAAUUCCUCUGCGUAUGUCUUCCUCGGACGAGAUCCUUGUAGAAUUUUGGCUUUGAGAGCUUUCCACGAUGAGUUGUCCUCCAGCUCUCUCGUUCUUUUUCCAGCGGUGCCCAGUAUUUUUUCGUUUGCUGUAAUAUUGCUACAAUGUUGAAUGAGGCCUGGGCCCGAAUCGCGGCACACGUUAACGAACGAAAUUUAUGAAAUUUUUUUGUUUUCGGAUCGUUGUACUCGCUAUCGAAUGCGCACUUUCGAAAUUUGAAAUUUCCUCAUUCGAUAACGUGUUCUCGUUUGUACGAAAGAAUCGAAAUCUCACUCGUUAGCUAUUUGAGAACCGUUAUAGUACAAAUUAAAAAAAAAGUUUGAAUAUAACAGUUAAAAUUAAUCGGAAGUGAAAUAUAAGUUAUUUUUCUUUUAUUGAGUUUAUUUAACAUGUAUUAUAAUUAUAAAUAAUGAUUUAAGGACGAAUAUGCACCAAAAAAAUUUGAUGAGUAAUUUUAUACUACAGCAUCAGAAUUUAGCAAAUAAUAUUUUGCCUAAUUGUGGGCAAGGCAAAGUUGCAUUAAAUAAGCUAUGGGGUACAUUGACGCUAAAACUUAACGCUGCCGGGCCACCGAUGAAAGAUGCUAAAUUUUGA